AUGGUUUCGAACGGCGGAAAAAAAGACCCAUAUAUGGUGCCAGGAGCCUUGGCGUCUACAGAUGUGGCAUUUAGCCAGCCUGAAGACUGUGUGGUCAAUUUGAUUGCAGUGGGACUAAAGGAAGCAUCAACAGAUUCUCCUAGUUUCCGAGCUUCCGUGAACUACAUGAAUUCCGAAAUCAGAUCCUACCAGCUUUUGAUCAAAAAAACCAUUGAUUAUCUCAAGCGAUUCGUGGCUGCUUGUGCGACGUUGCAAGGCAUAAGUUCCGAAUUUCAAACAGUACUCAGCUCUGUCGGUCAGAAUAGCCUUGCGAACAGAGACAUAGCGAAGACAUGUAUUGAGCGAACCUCACAAGAUAUGAACGAGGUUUUGAGUUUUAUCAAUGGUGCCCUUACCUUCAAGAAAGAGCCCAUACAGAAUUUGAUUAAUCUUCUUGAUGGAGAUAUUGCUGCGUAUCUUGAACUACGUCAUGCCUUUGAGGGUAUUCAAGCUAAAUAUGACUCAUAUCUCGACAAGUUCGUUGCUCAGCCUAAAACCCUAGACCCCAUAAAUGCCAGAGAAGACGCCCAACAACUCUUCGAGCUCCGAAAGCAAUACAUCCACAUAUCGCUUAGCAUAUGGAUUUCCAUUACCAAAUUGAGACACAAGGUCAGCUCUGCACUUGUCGAACUCUGUGACACUUUGAGGAAUUCGUCAGAGCAGUCAAAAAACCUGGCUGAAUUCUUGGGAUUGGAAGAGUCAUCCAAGAAAAUAGAAAGGGCAAAGUACUUCAUGGAAUUGCAGGAGCGCUCACAUCAAAGCCUAAUCAAGGACCUGCUAUCUGCUCGAAGGACCUCUGAGGAAAAUGUGGUGAAUUUAUGCACUCCCUCGAAUGACCUUGAUUCUUAUAUACCAGCGACUAUCAACAUGGCGCAUCUCCUGGAUACGGAUGUGGAGCAGUACGAGAAACACGGUUGGGUGUUUCUUAAGAGCGGAAAAAUCAAAUCAAAGGAAAUCGUUUGGGUCAAGAGGUGGCUUUUCAUCAAAGGCGAUCUGUUUGGAUUUCUCUCAAUAAGUACAUCCGGUACCUACGUUGAAGAAUCUGAUAAAAUUGGCAUUUUGUUGGCUAAUGUUCGCUAUAAGCCUGAAGAGGACCGAAAAUUCUGUUUCGAAAUUAAGACUUUACAGACAGAGGUCACAAUCCAGGUUGAGACAUUGGGCGAGCUCAAAAGCUGGCUCUCAGUAUUCCACACUGUCAAAAACUCAGCUUUGCAGCGCAACAGUACGAUAUCCAUGUCAAGAUAUGAGCCAAUGUUGGACCUGUUUGCACUUGAGCCAGUUGUUGAGAAAGACCUCGAGCUCGUCAACCUGCCAAGUACGAAGCCGGAAAAUGCGCAAAUGCUGUUGAACAAGUCCCUUCCUAGUUUGAAAAUGGACGUCAAUUUUAGUGCUCCCUUGGUCACCGAACUGACCAACCUUGCUUGCUUGUCACAUUUAUAUUUGACCUCGCCAAAAGUUCCUUCUGCCUUCACUGCAAAUGUUUGGGGGUUUGUUAACUGGGGAUUAUAUUACGCCAUUAAGAAUCGUAAUGACUCCAUUGAAAUUGCUGCAAAAAUGCACUCAAGCACGCUAAAUUCCAUUAACUUACGGUACCCAGCAUCUUAUCCAAUUGAAUUGAGGCAAUUGGAUCUUCAGGUGCGAUCUCUUUUCGAAUCCUAUGUUGGUGCGGACGAAUUUGUUUUAAUGGCAUUCAGAGCUUUCUGGUCGGCGAAUUCAAAACAGGGACUGUUUUGUUAUCUUUAUGCGACUGAGAGUCAUAUAUAUGUUUACACCACAAACUGCGGAUUGGUUUCAAUUUCUGUCUUGAAAUUGACAAAUUUUCUUUAUGUUGACUCGGUCCAGAAAGCAAAUUAUGACCUGCUUCGAUUUUACUUUGUUAGUGGAGUGUCCACGAAAAUGAGGCUUUGCCUAGAACCAGGAAAUCUGAUCAAAGACCAAAUCAACUAUCUUAUUUCUCUGAAAAAAUCGUCAAUAAGCAAACCUCUCGAAACGAUAAUAGAUGAGCUGGCCAAAAUAAAACAAGUUCAUUCACAAGUUGAGCCCAAAGGACCUUCCUCAAUCCCUUUGACAGUUCCGCAGAAUUCAGAAGGGGAAAAGGCUGUUGUUACGAUUGCCUCAUCUGCAGAUAUGGAUACGGACAUGAAACUUAACUACAGCGAGGAUAUGCAUCUCAUAUGGAUUCAAAAGUAUGAACUACCUGCGAAAGCUCUGUUCCAUGUAUUGGUUGGUGAUCAAUCAUUCUUGCUGCAAUCUAUGCUUCCCUUUGCCCAUCUUUCUGUAGACACAGGAACACAGCAUACCGUUUGGAGAUGCGACUCGCAACAGAAGCUCACACGGAUUAUUUGGAAUCCUGCAAUUGAAUUACUGUCGGCUGAGCAGCGGAUUGAGUCUAUGCUAAACAACAAAUAUUACAACUUCACGCAAACCACGCCAUACUUGUAUCUUCCUUUUGGAAGUGCGGGCCGCCUCAUCAUCAGAUUCAUUAUCUUCAACACAGAUUCGCGCUCCUCAAAAUUGCUCGUUUACUACAAGGUAAAGAGAAACAGAAACAUAUUAGAAUUAUUCAGCUCGUUUUUUUUCAGACAGGUGAUCUUGUCCAAAAUUGAUGAUCUUCAUAAGCAUCUCCUGUCUGCUAUACGCAAUUUGGCUAACGAAAACCGCAAGAUUGCGUCGGCGAUAAAGCUGUACGGGCCGAUUACCAAGUUCGAUGCCGAUGAUUUGACCGAGGAAGAAGUCAGGUUCGCCGAAGACGUCAAGCAUGUUAAAGUGGAGUUUUUGCUUAACCUCGUUCUACAGAAAGUCAACUUGGAAUUUGAUAAGCUGCUUCACGUAGCUACAAAACUAGUCAUGGAUGCACUUUUUUCAGCGUAUAAGAAUUGCAAGCUCCAUUGGCUGCUGAUUUUAUCUUUGGGCAUCUCAUUAUUCUUCAAUGUUUAUUUCUCGGGUAAAACUACCCAUGCGUACUGGAUUGAACAUAAUACUGAAAAAUACGUGAACUUGCUGGUCCACAAACCAACAGUGAUGAAAAGAAUGAUUUCGAUAAGUGAUAUACAAGACUUCGCACACAACACGAGCGUUCAACUGUCCUAUAAUGCCACUGAAUCUCAAUGCUUUUUAGAGUUUCAAAAGCUGGCCGGCGUUGUUGAAGACUCUCCACCAACUGAAGGCAAAGUACAAUCCCGUUUGGUGGAAUUUGGGUUACAAAGAAAUGAACUACUGACAGAGCUCGGGAUACUAAAUGCUGCAGAGCGAGCAUACUUGGCUUGUGAAUGGAAACGCUGGGUUUUCGCUGAGCACCAGAAUUGCGAGCUUGCUCGUACUAAAUACCCUCAAAGAUACGAUGAGCAUCUCUGCCGGUAUUGCCAAUCGGCAAAGGCCGAAAUGGAUUAUAUAUCGCACACAUUGUUAUAA
This is a messenger RNA of Ogataea haglerorum, 3450 nucleotides long. RefSeq lists its product as uncharacterized. NCBI's taxonomy places the organism in Eukaryota, Fungi, Ascomycota, Pichiomycetes, Pichiales, Pichiaceae. The transcript has a single exon. Bases 1 to 3450 code for a protein of 1149 amino acids. The record is from RefSeq and is a predicted model, not a curated record. Gene Ontology annotation, cellular component: cytoplasm. Gene Ontology annotation, molecular function: GTPase activator activity; protein binding.